AUGGAAGCAGCAAUGAGUCAGGCAUCAAAUUCACCGACUUGUUCUACUACAUCUUUGUCUUCAAAUAAUAAUGAUGGUGAUGAGUUAGCUGCAAAACUAGCUCGGAGAAAUAUGAUUGCAGAAGGAGAAUCAGUAGAACCAUCAAAACCUCCCAAAAUUGGCAUCUACUCAGAAUUCUAUGAAUUUUCUCGGAAGCAAAUCAAACAUUUCAUGGAAAUUUUUACAAAAUAUGAUGAGGACCACGAUAACUUCAUUGAUUUUGAUGAACUGAAACGAAUGAUGGAAAAGUUAGGUGAAGCUCAAACGCACAUCGCAUUGAAAAACAUGCUUAAGCUGGUAAAUCAAGAUGGUAAAGUAAGUCUUCGUGAAUUUAUGCUCAUUUUUCGAUGUGCAGCAUCUGGGCAGUUAUCAUGUGGCAAAGUUUUCAAUGAAUUAGCUGCAUCAGUAGAUGUAACCAAAGAAGGAGUACAUGCAGCCGCCAAUUUCUUUCAAGCUAAAAUUGAAGAGCAAACAAGAUUGAGCAAAUUUGAAGAAGAAAUUCGAGCAGAACAAGAAGAAAGGAAACAACAAGAAGCUAAAAACAAAGAGCGUCGACGUCACUUUCUUGCUAAUAAAGCUGCUUUUAUAUGA
Messenger RNA from Thelazia callipaeda (thelaziosis nematode), 630 nucleotides. The record is from the annotation of a GenBank genome assembly. Lineage: Eukaryota; Metazoa; Nematoda; Chromadorea; Rhabditida; Thelaziidae.